This is a messenger RNA of Rhagoletis zephyria (snowberry fruit fly), 3519 nucleotides long. Lineage: Eukaryota; Metazoa; Arthropoda; Insecta; Diptera; Tephritidae. The record is from RefSeq and is a predicted model, not a curated record.
AUGCCUAAAAUAUCUCUCAAGAUUCACUUUCCCAAUAGCCAUGAUGGCUACAAGAUGAUGCAGUUUGAUGAUGCCAUUACGGUGAAGAAGGCAAUUGAGGAGAUUCACAGCAAGCACAAUGAACGAAAGGCUAAUCUGGACACCAUUAAGGUGUCCGACUAUGGGCUGUUUUCGUUCAAGGACGAGAAAGGAGCCAAAGUAGGACAGUGGCUCGAUCCAGAACGAGAGCUGCAGUACUACCUUCUCCGAGACGGGGAUGAUGUUGAGUUUAAGAACAAAAUGCGACCACUGAGGAUCCGACUGCUGGACAACAGCGUGAAGACGGUGAAGGUCGACCAGAGUUUGCCAGUGGAGAAGCUGAUGCCCGUCAUUUGCGAGCGUAUCGGUGUCACCAACUCAGAGGAGUACUCUCUGGUGCGCGAGUUUGACGAAAUGGACGGCACGGCGACGCUGAACGGCGGCACUGGCACGCUGCGGAACACCUCGACGCUGCGCCGAAACAAGGAGAAGACACUGGACCCGAAGAUGGAGAAGAUCAAGCGGAAGCUGAAGACCGACGACGAUCUCGACUGGGUCGACCACUCAAAGACGCUCGACGAGCAGGAGGUCUCCUCGGAGGAGACGCUCGUCUUUCGGCGAAAGUUUUUCUACUCUGACCAGAACAUCGACUCGCGCGAUCCGAUGCAGCUGCAUCUGCUGUACGUGCAGACGCGCGAUGCGAUCAUCAACGGAACGCACCCCGUGACACUUGACCAAGCCUGCAAGUUUGCCGGCAUCCAGUGUCAGGUGGAGUACGGCGAUCACGUCGAAACGAAGCAGAAGGCGCUCCUGCUGAAGGACUUUCUCCCCAAAGACUACGCUCGACAGAAGAACGUCGAGAAGAAGAUUUUUGUGGAGCAUAUGAGGCACGUCGGCGCGUCAAAUGUGGACGCCAAGGUGAAGUACGUCACCCUGGCGCGUUCCCUGAAAACCUACGGCGUCACCUUUUUCCUCGUGAAGGAGAAGAUGCAGGGAAAGAACAAACUGGUGCCCCGUUUGUUGGGCGUCACCAAAGACAGCGUCCUCCGACUGGACGAGAAGACGAAGGAGAACCUGAAGACCUGGUCGCUGACCACCGUCAAGCGGUGGGCGCCGACGCCGAACAGCUUCACGCUCGACUUUGGCGACUACUCCGACAGUUACUACUCGGUGCAGACCACCGAGGGCGAGCAAAUCUCGAAGCUCAUCGCCGGCUACAUCGACAUCAUCCUCAAGCGGAAGAAGGCCAAGGACCACUUUGGCAUUGAUGGCGACGAGGGCUCGGCGAUGAUGGAGGACAGCGUGUCGCCCUCCAAGGCGACCAUCAUGCAGCACCAGCCCGACUCGAAGCCCUCCAAGCCGAUCAUCGAGGAUGUGGCCCUGCCGGGCGUCAUUCGCACCGGCGGCACUGGCGUUCAGAUUCUCAACGUCAAUCAGGUGCCGCCGCCGGAGAAGCAGAUGCCCGUGGUGCAGUCACAGGCGCCCCUGACGCAGUCGCCGGUCAUGGCCGCCCAGCACCCCAAGUACCUGCAGACGGGCAUGUCGGAGCCACAGCGCGCCCUCUGCACCACCAUCGGAACUGGGCAGGACGCGGUCCAGAAUGCACUGCGCGAGCUGGACACCCGAGCGCCCAGUCAGGAGUACGGCCCAGACAUGGGCUACCGCCAGAACCAGCUGGACGUGAAGAAGGAGACGGUCGCCUCGCAGGUGGCCGCGCUUAACGCCGCCACGGCGCAGGUGCUCACGCUCACCUCGGUGCCCGAGGACGAGGUGGACCACCCGGCGCUGGGGGCGGCCAUCAACACCAUCACCACCAAUCUGCCGGAGAUGUCGCGCGAUGUGAAGGUGAUCGCCUCUCUGAUGGACGAUGCCGACCGCGGUGAGCGCCUGGUGGACGCCGCCCGCAGCCUCUGCAACGCCUUCUCCGACCUGCUGAAGGCGGCAGAGCCGACGGGCAGUAUGCCACGGCAGAACAUCAUCAACGCGGCGAACAAGGUCAGCGACGCCACCUCGACGCUGCUGUACACCCUCGAGGAGGAUGAGGACGUCGACCGAGAGGCCUCCGACACGCUGCUCAGCCUCUCCAAGCCGGUGGCCAAUGCGACGGCGACGCUGGUGCGCAAGGCAAAGGCAGUUGCCUCCAAAUGCGACGACCAGUCGGCGAAGAACCGGGUGAUCAGCGCCGCCACCCAGUGCGCCCUCGCCACCUCACAGCUGGUGUCCUGUGCCAAGGUGGUCGCCCCCACCAUUCACAGUCCCAACUGUCAGAAGCAGAUUGUCGACGCGGCAAAGGAGGUCAGCCGAGCCGUGGACGGCAUCGUCCACGUCUGCCAGGACUCCGUCCAUGACCACCACCUGAACGGAGAGGUCAAUGAAGCGGCCAGCGACGUGAACCAGGCGCUGAACAACCUGCUGACGCAUGUGCGCUCUCUGGGCGCCGGUCGCCACCACGGCCACAACCGGCGAGGACCGCACGAGGAGUCCGCCCCCGUGGACACCAUCCUCGACGCCACAGACCGCCUCUUCAGCAGCGCCGGCGACGCCUCGGAGAUGGUGAAACAGGCGAAGAUUCUCGCUCAGGCCACCUCACAGCUGAUUCAGAACAUCAAGGGCGAGGCGGAGAGCCAGCCCGAUUCGGGCAUACAGAAGCGCCUUCUGGCGGCCGCCAAGACGCUCGCCGACGCCACCUCUCGUCUGGUGGAGGCGGCCAAGGGCUGCGCAAGCAAUCCGCACGACUCAACCUCGCAGGCGGCGCUGAAGGCCGCCGCCGGAGAGCUGCUCACGGCGACCAACACCGCCGCCAGCAACGCCCUCAAGCGGAAGGUGAUGAACCGAUUGGAGGCGAGUGCAAAGCACGCCGCCGCCAUGGCCACGCAGAACAUUGCCGCAGUGCACGGCGCCGCCCCGUACCACAACAACGCCCACCUGCAGGGAGAGAUGAACCAGGUGUGCGGUGAGGUGGGAGCGGCCAUUCAGACGGUGGUCAGCGGCGUGAAGGCCAGCCAGAGCGAGCCGAACAACCCCAGCAAGCAGUCGCAGCUGAUUCACGCAUGCGAGAACUUUAUCCACCCGGCGGUUCGGCUGGCCAGCGUCUCUCGCUCGGCGGUGCCUACCAUCGCCGACAAGUCCUCCUCCAUUCAGCUGACGCAGGCGACGCAGCAGCUGGCAGAGGCGUUGGCAGACUUGCGAGCCGCCCUCGCCAAAGCCUCCGAGGCGUGCAGCUUUGGCAUCGAACUGGAGGCGGCCAUCGAGACGAUCCGCCAGAUGAACAGCGAACUGUCCGACUGCCGAAUGGCCGCACUGCGCCACCAGCUGAAGCCGCUGCCCGAGGACAACCUCGACUACUGCUCCUCGCGACUGACGGCCGCCUCGAAGUCGGUCGCCUCCGCGAUGGCCAACCUGCUCAGCGCCACCUCACAGNACGCAGCAGCUGGCAGAGGCGUUGGCAGACUUGCGAGCCGCCCUCGCCAAGGCCUCCGAGGCGUGCAGCUUCGGCAUUGA